Molecule: messenger RNA, 525 nt
Organism: Acanthosepion pharaonis
Lineage: Eukaryota; Metazoa; Mollusca; Cephalopoda; Sepiida; Sepiidae
Source: the annotation of a GenBank genome assembly
AUGUUUUAUUUCAGUAUUGUUCGACAAUGCAAAAACGAUUGUACAAUCAAAGGGGUACAGAUUCCAGCAGGCGCUGUGAUUCACAUUCCAAUCCAAUGUUUACACGACGAUCCCAAACUUUGGCUAAAUCCUGAAACGUUUGACCCAGAAAGAUUCAACAAGGAAAACAAAAGCAAGCAUAUUCCAUAUUCCUAUCUCCCCUUUGGUGCCGGCCCACGAAUCUGUUCCGGGAUAAGAUUAGCUCAGCUUGAAUUUAAGAUGGCUGUUGUAGAAAUGAUUCGUCAUUUCCGGUUUGUUCCUUGUGAAAAGACCGAAGCGCUCGUAUAUCUAUCUAUCUAUCUAUCUAUCUAUCUAUCUAUCUAUCUAUCUAUCUAUCUAUCUACUCAGUUUUCAUAUCUAUCUAUCUAUCUAUCUAUCUAUCUAUCUAUCUAUCUGUUUCCGUUCAUAUCUACUCAGUCUCUUCAUAUCUAUCUAUCUAUCUAUCUAUCUAUCUAUCUAUCUAUCUAUCUAUCUAUCUAUUACUGA